Penicillium nucicola is the source of this 717-nucleotide messenger RNA. RefSeq names its product GNAT family N-acetyltransferase. The transcript has a single exon. The coding region runs from base 1 to 717 and encodes 238 amino acids. The record is from RefSeq and is a predicted model, not a curated record. Lineage: Eukaryota; Fungi; Ascomycota; Eurotiomycetes; Eurotiales; Aspergillaceae. Gene Ontology annotation, molecular function: acyltransferase activity, transferring groups other than amino-acyl groups.
AUGGAUCACUCAGACGUGGCUGCCAGUCACUUUGUGAUCUUAACUCCAAGACUGAUCCUCGUUCCCACCCCUGUUGCAGUGGAUCUGAGCUCAUACAGAGCCCUCUACUCCAAACUCCAUGCAGAUGCAGCAUUCUGUGAGAUGGGCUUUGGUCAUCAUUUCCUACCUCGAAAAUGGUCGGACCAAGAGACCCGCGAUGUGAUUCAAACACGCGACAUCGACCGAUGUUGGAAAGUUCGAGGGCUGGGGGAUUUCGCUGUGGGGUUCCGCCCCUCCAAGCUAAACGCCAACCAUUUGCCAGAAGCAGAACCCACCGGGGUUCAAUUAGUCAAAGAUCAAGAAUCUUUGCGUCUUGCUGGGUUGAGUAAAUCUGACCUAGCGGAGGUGGAAUGGGCAGGGUAUGCCGGCGUUCGGGAUGCAACAACCACGUCAAUGCCACCACGGGAACCUGGCGACGCCGAUCUGCCACCCUGGGUCGAGAUGAUCGAAAUACGCUACGGCGUCUCUCCAAGUCACUGGGGCAAGGGAAUCGCAAAGGAAGCAUCACAGGCGAUCAUGCAGUGGGCUGCCACUACAGGGGUGAAAAGAUUUAUCGCCGAAACAGAGAAGGAAAACACGCGAAGUGCAGGCCUUUUGCAGAAACUUGGAUUUACUUUGAGUGAAACGAACUAUUGGAAAGAACCCAGUGAGCUUGAAUGGCAUUGUACUGCUAAAUAA